Molecule: messenger RNA, 1215 nt
Organism: Fraxinus pennsylvanica
Lineage: Eukaryota; Viridiplantae; Streptophyta; Magnoliopsida; Lamiales; Oleaceae
Source: the annotation of a GenBank genome assembly
AUGGAUGAUAACAAUUUGAUGGAUGAUAAUUUGGCGGAUCUUGAUUUGAACCAAGAACCCUUGGACCCACCUGUGAAUUCAGAUGCGAGAUUUAGAUCUUUGUUGAAUGAGUUGGAAACUACCCAUGGUAGGAUAGAGGAAAGGAUUCGACAGCUUCAAGCUGUCACUACUCGUACUAGGCAGCGCCGGAGGUGGCGCCAAUUGCGUAAUUCUGUGGAUAUAAGUGAUUUUUCAGGUGAUCAUGUGGUUAAUGUGGAUGGUGAGAGAGGUGCUCUGGGUGCUGAGAGGGGAAGAGGUUGUAAAAGGGGUAGUUCCCAUUUGGUCGCAAAGGCUUUGGAGAUGGAUUCCGAUGUUAAGAAGGUUGAUAAGGAAGGAGGGAGCUUUUACGAUUGUAAUAUAUGCUUGGAGGUGGCGAGGGAACCUGUCCUGACUUGCUGUGGUCACUUGUUUUGUUGGGCGUGCUUUUAUCAAGCGUCGUAUAUUGAUUCGACUUCCAAGGAAUGUCCAGUUUGCAAGGGAGAGGUAUCUGAUAGCACUGUUAUUCCUAUUUACGGGAAUGGGGAGAGUGAACGUGUGGCUGAGUUGGAAUCCGGCUUGAAAAUACCUCCGAGGCCCAAAGCUCGGAGAGUUGAGAGUGCGAGGCAGCAGCAAGUGACAAAUGUUUUAUCUCAUGUUCCAGUUGCAGAAGCAUUGAGGCGGAUUAGGAUUAGUAUUGGUGCAAUGGAGGAUCAAACUGAGGGUGGGAGUCGUAAUUUAAGGUUUGAGCCUGAUGUUCCAGAGGUGCAAACUGGAGAGGCAGCAGGCCACCACCGCCGGCUCCGCCGCCUCCCUAGGAGCAGGCAGGUUUCAAGAUUAUUAUCCGAAAGUGCUGCUAAUGCUGAAAGGUUAGUUGAUGACCUUGGAACAGUUCUAAACAACCGGUUGAGUGACACCCGGGGUUCAUCAGUUGAUAUUGGAAAUAAUCCUCUUGCUAGUGAUUCUGCUGUCAUACAAUCAGAUCAUCAGGCUCUAGAUUCAAGUGCAGCUAUUUCCUCUUCCCAAACAAGGGAUGGUCCAAGUACUGUUGUACAUAUCCUGGCAACGACGGCUUCUAGUGAAAUCAAUUUGCCAACCGUACCUUCUUCUUCAACUACCCGUAGAAGAAGAGUUUUGUCUAGGGUUUCAAAUGCAGACAAUCAGGAUUCCCGUGAAUCUAGGAGGAGAAGAUUGAGCUGA